CCUAUCACUAGUUAAAGAGUGAUGACGUGGAAACUAUUUCCGAAUUAAUUUUUCAGUUGUCUUUCUCACCGUAUUCAAUCUCCACAUGUAGUUUGUUUGUGCGAAUCCUAAUUUGCGUGUUUUAGUUAAUUUUUCUUUUAAACGGAUCGGGCCGAGCGAACUCCGGCGGCGGAUUAUAUUCUCCGGCGAGAUCUGCGACGAUACGAUGUCGGAUGAGAAGUAUAACCGGAAGAAUCCGGCGGUGAAGAGGAUUUUGCAGGAGGUUAAGGAGAUGCAAGCAAACCCGUCUGAUGAUUUUAUGUCUCUUCCCCUUGAGGAGAACAUAUUCGAGUGGCAAUUCGCCAUAAGAGGACCUGGUGACACUGAAUUUGAAGGCGGGAUUUAUCAUGGGAGAAUCCAGCUGCCUGCAGAUUAUCCUUUCAAACCUCCAUCGUUCAUGUUAUUGACCCCAAACGGUCGUUUUGAAACCAAUACCAAGAUUUGCUUGAGCAUUUCGAAUUACCAUCCCGAGCAUUGGCAACCUUCAUGGAGUGUUCGGACUGCUUUGGUGGCUCUCAUUGCCUUCAUGCCUACAAGCCCUAACGGAGCAUUGGGCUCAGUGGAUUAUCCAAAAGAAGAGAGACGUACGCUUGCCAUUAAAUCGCGUGAGGCACCACCCAAGCAUGGCUCUCCUGAACGUCAAAAACUUAUUGAUGAGAUUCAUCACUACAUCCUUAGCAAAGCGACCGUUGUUCCAAAACCCACUCCACUGGAAUGUAACCAAGCAGCUUCCACUGAGUCAGAAGCUCAGUCCCAAGCCGCUCCACAGGAAGCCAUAACUGUAUCGGAGGAGCGGCCCAUCGCUACAACAGACUCCGUAUCUGAUGAUCAAAUCAUCGAAGAGGCACCUGAAGCAGUCAGUAUAGCAGCAAACGUGAGUACCACUGCGGGAGCGAUAGCAACCGUUGAGAUUGCAGCAAAAGCUUCUGGAAGUGGUGAGCAAACGAUGGUCAGAAGAGCGGCUCAGAAGCCAGUCGAUGACAGACUCUUCACGUGGGCUGCGGUUGGGCUAACAAUCGCAAUUGUGGUUCUUCUCCUAAAGAAGUUCAUUAGAUCAAGUGGUUAUGGUGCUGGGCUUAUGGAUGAGUCUUGAAACCAAACCAAAGUAGACGGGGAAAAAAGUCAAAGCUGAUCGAUGAAUGAAUGUGUGAAACGUUCUAUGCUGCUUUUGGUAAAAUGGGGUUUGGUCGUUUGAUAUAUAUGUUAUGAUUGUGAUUAAAGUGCAUAAAAUGGGGUAAAUAAUUAUGUGUGACAUUGUCUUGCAACUUAGUUGGUAGAUUCGACUAUAUAAAUUGUGACCAAGUUAACAACAAUAUUGUAUUUUGAAUCUGAAUUUAAUACAGCAAGCUUUUUUACUAGAACUUGAUAUAUGAUUUAUCCAAUUUUCUCA
This is a messenger RNA of Thlaspi arvense, 1429 nucleotides long. NCBI's taxonomy places the organism in Eukaryota, Viridiplantae, Streptophyta, Magnoliopsida, Brassicales, Brassicaceae. The record is from the annotation of a GenBank genome assembly.